This is a messenger RNA of Oncorhynchus gorbuscha (pink salmon), 591 nucleotides long. RefSeq names its product protein shisa-like-2A. NCBI's taxonomy places the organism in Eukaryota, Metazoa, Chordata, Actinopteri, Salmoniformes, Salmonidae. The transcript is spliced from 3 exons. The record is from RefSeq and is a predicted model, not a curated record. Bases 34 to 585 code for a protein of 183 amino acids.
UUUUAUCCCAUUUCACUGGCAUGCUCGAACUAAAUGCAUUACACUUUUCAGCAGAGCAAGGGACACGUAUGUGGACGGCAUUGGAAGGAAACCCUUGCGUUAACAUCUAAGGAAAUUAUCUCACGGUCUAUUCUCCCGGAGAGUGUAUUUUCUACCAGCAUGAGUGCAGAGUGCACGAGCUACUACAGCGCAGAUAAUGUGUUUGUGAAUGGUUCUUCUUGUCCUAAAGCGGAGGGCGAUGCGCGCGCGGCGUUCUGCUGCGGAUUUAACGAUAUCAAGUAUUGCUGUGAUGAUCCCAACAGCUUUUUCCCUUACGAGUAUGGAUACAUGUGGUGGCUCAGUGUUGGGGCUCUGAUAGGUCUGUCCAUAGCAGCGGUGGUCCUACUGGCCUUCCUCAUCACCGUAUUUGUUCUCUGCUACCUCUUCAUCUCCACAAAGCCCAGUCGCCUUGACAGUGGCCUGCCGCUACGGGCACCAGUCUCUAUUCCAGGGUUGGACCCCAGUGAGUACCCCAGUCCCUCCAGCCCAUCCCACCGGCGCCCGGGGCUUCAGGAUGCACUUCCUCAGCAGGAAGUUGGACUGUGACAACCA